GCCAAAACCGAUUCUUCCAUUAGAUAUUUUAAACGUUUGUUAAAUAUUGAACAUAGUCUGAAUUCGGUAUAAUAUCACAUUCAUUAUUGCUUCAUCGUACGCAGUUCUUUGUAAAUGCAUCUUCUGUGUAAAAUGUAAUAAACAUGGUGCUCGGUGUCAACGAGAAGGAAGAGGUGCCACAAAGCGCCGAAAAUAAAUACGACAUUACAGAUGUCAUGAAUAGUAUGCAUGCAGAUUAAUAAUGCCAGACCAUACUCCUGCGCUGAAGUCGGAGUGAUCGGUGAUGUAUGCUGUGGGGACGAAGUACUGGGACAUGCUUGUCUGCUGUUUAUGUCAUUUUUGUUAAGUGACGAGUCAUGCCCGGCGAACCACCAGCCACAGCUGGAAGUAAAUCCAGUAGCAAGGCAAAGAGGAUCUCUAUACCUCGUGUGCAAAGCAGUACCGACACAGAACUACAGUCUCAACAGAGUGAGAGCGGUUCGACCCCACUACAACCCACUGCGUUGCACUAUGUCACCUUCCGUUCGGAGUUAGAGGACAGCCCCAUCCCAUCGGCUGUGAGAUGUCGUUUGUAUGAUCUCUUUCAGCAAAUUGAAAAGGAAUUUGAAAUGUUGUAUACGGAAAAUCUUGGGUUGCAAGAGAAGAUCGACAUCCUAAAUGAAAGACUCGAAAGAGAGUGUUAUGGAUCAGGCGAACGCAGUUUACCUCCAGGAGAUCUUACGGAUUAUCCAGAAACAAAAAAUCUGUCUAAGCAAAAAUCAAUGGGUGCAAACUCGGCGCAAAAAAUUAAAACUUCUCACAAAUUAAAAGCACAGACUAGUAAAAUAGUAUCAAGCUUUAAAACUCCAUCUAUGAAUUGCACUAUGCAAAAAGAGUAUGUGGGUCAUCGAGAUGGUGUGUGGGAGGUAUCCGUCGGCAGAUUAGGUCAACCCAUCAUAGCGACUGCUUCUGCUGAUUAUACAGCACGUAUAUGGGCAAUAGAUAAUAAUCGAUGUUUAUUACAAUAUAUCGGUCACAAUGGAUCCGUGAAUUCGGUUCGGUUUCAUCCAAAUAGAGAAUUGGCUUUAUCGGCGAGUGGCGACUGUUCCGCUCACGUGUGGCAGGCAGCUGUUGAUUGGGAUAUGUCGAAAAGAAUAUCGUCAUUAGAAGAACUUCCAGUAGCGAGUUCCGAACGAACUGCUAAUAAUCUAAUCAGUAACAAUGAUGAGCAAGACGAUCCCCCGACUCUGAGAACGCCGAUACGCGAACUUUUGGGUCACACGAACGUUGUAAUGGCUGCAGAUUGGCUCUCUGGUGCUGAACAGUUAGUCACAGCUUCUUGGGACAGAACAGCAAACUUGUAUGACACGGAAACCGGGGAAAUUAUACAUACACUAUGCGGACAUGAUCAAGAAUUAACUCACGUGUCGACUCAUCACACGCAAAAAUUGUGUGUUACGUCCAGUAGAGACAAUACAUUUCGAUUGUGGGAUUUUAGAGAAUCAAUCCACUCGGUUUCGGUAUUUCAAGGUCAUACUGAAACAGUAACAUCUGCAGUCUUUACGAGGGAAGAUAAAAUUGUAUCUGGUUCGGAUGAUAGAAGUGUAAAAGUAUGGGAAUUGCGUAAUAUACGUAGUCCAUUAGCGACAAUACGUGGAGAUAGUGCUGCUAAUAGAUUAUCAGUUUCUAGUACCGGGAUAGUGGCAAUACCACACGACAAUAGACAAAUACGUUUAUUUGAUCUAAGUGGUCAACGUUUGGCAAGGUUACCUAGAACUAGUAGACAGGGACAUCGUAGGAUGGUGUGUUCUGUUGCUUGGUUGGAAGACAGCAGUGUGUGUAAUUUAUUUUCUUGUGGUUUUGAUAGACUAGUAUUAGGUUGGAGUGUUCUUCCCGUUAAAGAUGCUUGAACAUCAAAAACUGAGUGGUUUUAUCGGAUAUUUUAUGUCAUGUUAGUGUGAUAUUGGAAAUAUUUAGGUGCAAUUUAGAUACAUAUGUAACCAUACAGUAAAAAUCCAGCAAUUAAUCCAAUCAAAGAUUCUCCCCUUCCACUCUUGCAGAUAACUGCAAUAAAAAAAAACCGAGAUAUACUGUAUGUAUUAUUAAAUAAUUGAUCAAAGAUAAAUUAUAAAUAGAAUGUAAAUUUCAAAGUUGCAAUAAAAAUUAUGAAUGUCUUA
Molecule: messenger RNA, 2156 nt
Organism: Atta colombica
Lineage: Eukaryota; Metazoa; Arthropoda; Insecta; Hymenoptera; Formicidae
Gene: Wdr37
Product: WD repeat-containing protein 37
Exons: 6
Coding region: 357-1889 (510 amino acids)
Cellular component (GO): preribosome, large subunit precursor
Molecular function (GO): protein binding
Source: RefSeq, a predicted model, not a curated record